AUCCGUCAUGCUGCCUCUGUUUACAGCAGGUUUUCCGGGUCUGCUGGGUUUACUGGGAUUAAUACUGGUUCUACUGGUUCUGCUGGUCCUGGUUCGGGUCUGGAUCGUCCUCAGGACCAGACCGAACCUCCGACAUGGACCAGGAAAGGGAAAGGUGUCGGUUCUGGUGGUGGCGGGAUCAGGAGGCCACACCACGGAGAUUCUGCGUCUGCUGGGUUCCAUGUCCACUGUCUACUCUCCUAGAACCUACAUCAUCGCUGACACCGACCGCAUGAGUGAAGAAAAGAUCUGCAGCUUUGAGAAGCAGAGACGGACCGGGACCGACCCGGCAGAGACCGACCCGCAGUUCAGCGUCCACCGGAUUCCCCGGAGCAGGGAAGUCCACCAGUCCUGGUUCUCCUCGGUUCUCAGCACCUUAAACGCCUUCUGGUUCUGUGUUCCCCUGGUGUUCAAGAUCAAACCUGAUAUGGUUUUGUGUAACGGGCCGGGCACCUGCGUCCCCCCCGUGGUUACGGCCCUGCUGCUGGGGGUUCUGGGGGUCCAGAAGGUUCUGAUCGUCUACGUGGAGUCGCUGUGUCGGGUCCAGACUCUGUCGUUGACCGGGAGGAUUCUGUACCCGCUAGCCCACGUUUUCCUGGUCCAGUGGGCCGGACUGAGGGACAAAUACCCCGGAUCUGUGUUUGUGGGGAGGGUUGUGUAAAAAAUACC
Cololabis saira (Pacific saury) is the source of this 708-nucleotide messenger RNA. It is a transcript of the gene alg14, whose product is annotated as ALG14 UDP-N-acetylglucosaminyltransferase subunit. Lineage: Eukaryota; Metazoa; Chordata; Actinopteri; Beloniformes; Belonidae. The coding region runs from base 8 to 700 and encodes 230 amino acids. Gene Ontology annotation, cellular component: UDP-N-acetylglucosamine transferase complex. Gene Ontology annotation, biological process: dolichol-linked oligosaccharide biosynthetic process. The transcript has 4 exons. The record is from RefSeq and is a predicted model, not a curated record.